Molecule: messenger RNA, 2438 nt
Organism: Ceratina calcarata
Lineage: Eukaryota; Metazoa; Arthropoda; Insecta; Hymenoptera; Apidae
Exons: 5
Coding region: 39-2288 (749 amino acids)
Source: RefSeq, a predicted model, not a curated record
GGUUAAUUAGCGAGAGUCUUGCAAUAAAAGGAACACAGAUGAACAAGGUUGAUAUGAAUAAUCUUUUGUUAUACACUGAAGAGAAUUUGGUAAACCAUCCACACAUAUGUUAUGAAGAAGAGGAACCUGUUAAGUUGGUCAAGGAGAAACAACAAACAAAUCAUCGAGAGAUCAUUAAUGCACCCUUAAUAUCACCGCAAAGUAUUUUAGAUGAUACAGCUUUCAAACCCUCGUCGGAAUCGGCAUUACGCGACAGAUAUAAAAUGUUGUCACCAGAAGACAAUGUUAAAAAUCAGAAUCUUCCGUCGCUUCACUUGUUUAGAUAUAACAGGAAUAAUACCAAUCCAUUCUUGCAAGAUGAACAGUCUGUAUACGAUAUAAGCCCUCAAGAAUUUAUGCAAUUGUGGAACGAUAAUUUGGUAGUACUAACGCAAAUAAGCGGGACGCUUAGCCUGUUGUUCAAUAAACUGAAUUCAGCGAAAGAUGAAGAUAUUCUAAAUAAAGUAAAAAGUAUACUCUCAAAUGCUUACAGCCAAAUACCAAUUUGCACGGAUCCUAUGAAUACAGGCGUUGCAAACAUUUGCAGAGAUACAAUUUCUUCAAUCAGUUCUUAUCUCUCGAAAACAAAUUUCAAUGAGACUAAGACACCAUUAUUCUCUACGUGUUCUAAUAACAAUAAUAAUUUUAGUGGAUAUACUGUUCCCGUUCAAAACAGUAAAAUUCAGGAAGCGACUGAAUAUCCUAAUUGGACGAAUAAUAAUUAUUUUAUACCUGGGAAUGAUUUUGUUAUACCGAAUCAUCAAAACUGGGAAGCUGAAAAGUUUGGCCAAGGCAAAUUCAGUAUGGACGUGCAAAAUUAUCUUACAAAUAACAGUAUCGAACUUUUUACACGCACAGAGAAACCUGUGGAUAGUAAUACAUAUUUUAAGGAAACUAAUCCGUUUAGACUUAGUCUAUCGGAUACAUUACAAAUCACUGAGAAAGAAGAUAAUUCAUGUAAAAAUCGCGAACCCAUCAUUUACGAUGUGAUAAAUAUUGAGAAUCGUACCAAUAGUCCGUAUGUAAAUGGAAAUAUAAACGGGAAUGGUAUAUCAUCCAAAGGGAACGAAUAUUUGAAGUUGCAGCCUACGAAUAAUGAUGAAAGGAAUAAUUCAGUUGCAAGGUAUACUAUGGAUCAGAGCCGAAGUUUAGAAGAUAUUACGAGAGCAAUGUCCAACAUCUGUAUCAGUGAUCAACGUUUGCCGGAUAGCAGUAUUCCUAAAAAUAACAACCACUGUUUACCAACAUCAAAGGAUUUUAUCAGCAGUUACGAUUUACAAAGCAAAAAACAGGGACCCAUUUUUGUUGACACCUUUAACUCGAGGCAAUCUGCGCCUAAUCAGAAUGGUCCAAUGUUGGUAACUACGAACAGUUUUGUAUAUCCUAUGUCAAGGAAGAAUAAAACUAUCAAUGAUGGGUAUCGGACUUCUAUGUCUACUUCUCACCCAUUGUGCAAUUCACUCGCAAUUGUAAAAUCCAAUAAUGUCCCACAAUACAAUCAGAAGUUAAUGGUGAAAAAGUAUAAUGAAAUGGGUAGCGUGUUUGAAGAGAAAAAUAAAGUGAGCAAAGAUAGCUGCCAAGUGUUGGAUUCAAAGAAGUGGACUUCAGACAACUGGAUUCCAGUUCAGCCCAUAUCGCAAAACAAGGCAAAUAUAUCUGAUAAUAACAAACAACAAAAUAGUAUACAAGCAGGACAAGACUCGUCAAAUGUUCAUUUAGAUAAUAUGGGUAUACAGACUAUGUAUGCGAAACAGUGCAAUUUAAAUAGCGUUGCAGACUCAUCAAAACAUUUAUCCUUAAAUGCCAAACUAUAUUUUCAAGUAGUUGAACUACAAACGGAUAUAGUUCACAUAUUCCAUUAUCUGGAUGAAGGAUGGUUAUUAUUAGACGAAUUUGUUGACAAGUUCACGCAAUUUACAACGAGCUGGUACCUGCUUAACGAGUUAAGAGGAUAUAAUAUGUCUAUCAAAUUUGAGGAAAUUGACCGAACUAAGAAUUCAAUAGAACUUUUGACAACUAACAAUACGAUAUUGAAACCAACGCGAGAUAUAUUAAAUGGCGUAACUAAAUUAUAUUUAAUGUCACUGGAAUCUGUUAUACAAUCACUACAUACGCUGAGAAUCAUUUCGUAUGACGAUGUCAAUGCCAUAUUUAUGUAUGAAAGAUUUCUGAGCAACUCGGUUGCAUAUGAAAUAUGGUUGGUCGUGAACACUUACAAACAGUUAAAAUGUGCCGUUGAACAACUUUGAUACCUAUGCAGUAAUAAUUACAUGAGCUGUGGAUGUACUUAAUGUUAGUAAUUAACAUGACUAAAACAUUCUAAAAUGCUUACCUUCAGAUUUUUUUACAUAUCUGAAGGACAGACUGAAAGUAAUCUCCUACUUUUAGAGAAAUAAUGU